Molecule: messenger RNA, 162 nt
Organism: Fimicolochytrium jonesii
Lineage: Eukaryota; Fungi; Chytridiomycota; Chytridiomycetes; Spizellomycetales; Powellomycetaceae
Exons: 1
Biological process (GO): translation
Cellular component (GO): mitochondrion; ribosome
Molecular function (GO): structural constituent of ribosome
Source: RefSeq, a predicted model, not a curated record
GUGGCCAGGAAAGCAAAAGCGAGGACGAUCAUCAUGCGUCUCGUCAGUUCAGCGGGGACUGGCUUUUUCUACACAACGACUAAGCGCCGUGCGUUGCCGAAAAUGUCACUCAUGAAACAUGAUCCGAUUGUUAACCGUCAUGUCCUUUUUGUCGAGAGUAAG